AUGGAAAAAGAGGAGAAGGCUACCUCAACACCUUAUGGAAGAAAAAGGGGAAAGCCCUUUAACUACCUUCACAAGUUAAUCAAAUUGUGAGCUUUCCUGAUAAUGGCAAUAUGCUAUUACCAUCAUACAUUCUGGAUGCUUCCGAUGUAUUAUGAGGGAGACCCUCAUAAGGAAUGGAAGAUGAAGAUAGAGAUGGCUCUAGUCUACCUCUCUCUAACAAUCUUGAUAUCAACAUUCAUCAUUGUUGGAAUUGUAGAGCCAGGGUACACAUUCAAGCAGGAGGAAAAGAUCAUCACUGAUAAAGCCUUUGAGCGACUCAAAAUGCUAUCUAAAGAAGCCAACAGGAUUAAAGGUGAGAAAGAACUUGAUACCUACGUGAAAGACCAUAAUAAAAGAAUAGAUGUGCCAAUGGCUGAGUUUAAAGAUAACUACAACUACUCUUUGUUCUGUAAAAAGUGAAAUAUUUAUAGGUAUCCUAGAACCCAUCACUGAAGUGUCUGCAACACUUGUGUCUUCUUGAUGGACCACCACUGAGUCUGGCUUGAUAAUUGUGUUGGAGUUAAUAAUAUGAGAUAUUUCUUAGCCUUCCUCUGAGUCGCUCCUUUAUCAACUUUGUACUAUAAUAUCUACGCAUUUCCUCAUUAUUUUGAGAUUAUGUGGGAAAAUGGCUCUGUUAUGAGUAUUGAGGCCCUCUUCACAACCACUGGGUCUGAUCUAUUUGAGAUGACAGCAUAUCAUUUAGGGCUAGCUGUAACUAUUGUCCUCGGGUUCUACUUUGUCAAGAUCAUUCAUGGCAUGUCGAAAGGCACUUCCUCGUUAGAAAGACUGAGAGAUGAGACAGAUAAUACAUAUCAUAUUGAAUUCAAUAAAGCUUGGGAUAGUGUCUUUGGAAGAACAUUAUUCCCGAUGUCAUUUGUACUUGCUCCAUGGAUGACAUCGCAGAAGCAUAUUGACAUAAUUAUGAAAGAUUAUUAUAGGUUCGAUAAAGUAGAAGUGACAUCUUAAAAUGAGAGGUUCAAUA
Messenger RNA from Moneuplotes crassus, 1021 nucleotides. The record is from the annotation of a GenBank genome assembly. Lineage: Eukaryota; Ciliophora; Spirotrichea; Euplotida; Euplotidae.